Molecule: messenger RNA, 6037 nt
Organism: Bufo gargarizans (Asiatic toad)
Lineage: Eukaryota; Metazoa; Chordata; Amphibia; Anura; Bufonidae
Product: zinc finger protein OZF-like
Exons: 2
Coding region: 90-1358 (422 amino acids)
Source: RefSeq, a predicted model, not a curated record
UCGAUCCCUCGUGUAAGAGUGAGGUGGACGAGGACAUUCCAGUCCAUGUGACCACAGAAAAUCCCUGUGAAAAGCCUGACGGAAACAUCAUGUUAUCUCUAGAUUGUAAAGAAGAUGAAGAUACCAUGCAACGCUCUUCAGGAGAAAGCUUAAUUACCUGUAAUGUACAUCCAGAACUUCACAGUGCAUCAAAUAAUUCCCCCAAGAAUGAGGAACUUUCUAAUGACCAAUCACUGAUUAUUAACCCAAGUCCAAAUCUUUUAUAUAAUCAUCCUAAACAUGAGGAAUCUUCUCCUGACCAAUCACAGAUUAUUACCCCAAAUAUAGGGCAGAAACGAGGUAAAAGGUUUCAUUGUGGGGAACGUGAAAAACAUUUCAGAUAUAAGUCAGAGCUUUCUGUUAACAAAAGUAGUCAUACAGGAGAGAAGCCGCAUUCAUGUUCAGAAUGUGGGAAAUGCUUUACUCAGAAACAAAGCCUUGAUCGACAUAAGAAAAUUCACAUAGGAGAGAAGCCAUAUUCAUGUUCAGAAUGUGGGAAAUGCUUUACUCGGAAAUAUAGCCUUGAUCUACAUAAGAAAAUUCACAUAGGAGAGAAGCCAUAUUCAUGUUCAGAAUGUGGGAAAUGCUUUAUCCAGAAAUCACAACUUGAUGAACAUAAAAGAAUUCACACAGGAGAGAAGCCAUAUUCAUGUUCAGUGUGUGGUAAAUGCUUUAUCCAGAAAUAUCAGCUUAAUGGACAUAAAAGAAUUCACACAGAGAAGCCGUAUUCAUGUUCAGAAUGUGGGAAAUGCUUUAUCCGGAAAGCAAGCCUUGAUCUACAUAAGAUAAAUCACGUAGGAGAGAAGCCAUAUUCAUGUUCAGAAUGUGGGAUAUGCUUUAAGAUUAAAUUAAAACGUGAUCAACAUAAAAGAAUUCACACUGGAGAGAAGCCAUUCUCAUGUUCAGAGUGUGGGAAAUGCUUUAGCCAGAAAUCAAGCCUUGAUUCACAUAAAAGAAUUCACACAGGAGAGAAGCCAUAUUCAUGUUCAGAGUGUGGGAAAUGCUUUAACCACAAAUCAAGCCAUGAAGGACAUAAAAGAAUUCACACAGGAGAGAAGCCAUAUUCAUGUUCAGAGUGUGGUAAAUGUUUUAUAUAUAAGUCAUAUCUGGUUGGACAUCAGAGAAUUCACACAGGAGUGAAGCCAUAUUCAUGUUCAGAAUGUGGGAAUUGCUUUGCCCAUAAAUCAAGCCUUAAUGUACAUAAAAGAAUUCACACAGGAGAGAAGCCAUAUUCAUGUUCAGAGUGUGGUAAAUGUUUUAUAGAUAAAUUACGUCUAGUUCGACAUCAGAGAAUUCACACAGGAGAGAAGCCAUAUUAAUAUUAAUAAUGUGGGAAAUGCUUUGUCACAAAAUCAAAUUUUAAUCAACAUAAGGGAAUCCACACAUUAGAGAGGACAUGUUGAUGUUUUGUUAAAGAAUAAUGUUUUAUUAAGAAAUUAGUCUUUCAAACUUGCAGACUUGUGUGUUCAUUUUACCUCGUUGUGCCAAUAUUCUAUGUGAGUGAGCAACAGAACUCCUACUCACAAGUCGCUGGUACAAAACCUUUUGUUUUAUUUCUUUUUACUUCAUUCCAAUAUAAAAUGGUGGUACAUCAUGAGGGACGCUGAGACAGACAUCGUUCACACCUCCUCCCAUCCACGCAACGUUUCGGGAGAACAUGCCUCCUUACUCAUGCGUGCAGGUAGAGGUGGAGGUGGGAAUUUUAUAGCACCAACAGCUGAUAAACAUAUACAAACCAUAUAGUUUUAUACAAAAUGCAUAGCCAUAAAUAACCCUAACACAUGAAAGUGAUCAAUCAUAUAAAUGCACUAAAGCUACAAAUUUCAUUUAACCCUUUAGGUAUUAAAGACUGGAGUUUCACUCUCCAAAAUGUGUCCCUUUGUAACAAUCUCCUACUUUCAUCCUCCCCAUGGACUCCACUUUUUACCACCUCCAGAACCUGCCACCUGAGAUCUGACACCUGAUGGGCCCGAUCAUAAAAAUGUUGAGCGACCGUAGUUUCACCUUGUUUUUUCACCUCCACUGUUUCCUUUUUACUCUGCCUUCUGAGUUCCUUCCUAAUGCUGGACGUAUGCUCAUUGAUUCUGAUCCUUAUAGACCGAGAUGUUUGCCCAACAUAUAUCUUACCACAUGGGCAUUUCAAGCAGUAUAUGACAUUACAUGUCUCGCGCGUUGCAAAAUCUUUAAUUUGUAUCCUGUCUCCCUGUGUGGGGUGCACUACAGUGUCACCUUUUAUUAUAGCACUACAAUUCCCGCAGAACGCCCCUUCUCUGAGUUGCAAGGAAACUCUGUCUUUCAAUUUUUUUAGGGCGUAUGUCACUAAUCAGCAUGUUAUUCAGAGAGGCAAAAAGGGGUUUAUCAACAAACAUUCUCCCAAAUUUUUGAUCAUGUUUUAAUAUCUACCAAUAUUUCAGAAUAACCUUUUUUUUAUUAGUUUAGAAUGUCGAACAUAUUUGGAAAGAUUACACAAAUUGUUUCUUUUGCUUCUCCCUCUUUUUAACCUGUCUGAUGUCCUGUCUUUAUUUUUUUAUUUUUUUACCAACCUCUAUUCCAAUUUCAGUGACCUCUUUCUUAUUAUAACCCCUCUGUGUGAAUUUAUUACCCAUCAAUAAGCGAUAUUUUUUCGUAUUAUUUGCCAGUACUAGAUAUCCUUCUGGCCCGUGUGAACUGGCUCCUAGGUAUCUUAAAAAAAUGUGAGGGGAGCGGUGGCUGGAAUGAAGCAGCAGGUUAUUUCGAUCUGUGAAUAGUGUGGUCUCAAAUCCUCCCUCUACGCGCCGUAAUCCAACAUCCAAGAUAUGAAUAACAUUUUCAUCAUAACUCAGUGUAAGUUUGAUGGUAUUAUGGCACUCGUUUAAAUGGGUAACAAACUGUAGAAGGGAAGAAUGAUCACCCCUCCACAGCAUGAACACAUCGUCCACAUAGCAAAGCCACCCACACAAAAUACAUGCCAUGUCUCAAAUGCUUCCAUGAAUAUAUUAGCGAAACUAUUAGAGAAGCUGAAAGUAAAAAUCGCUAUCAAACCGAAGAUAAUUUUUCCAUUUCAUCCACCACCACGGCCACAAUGAGAGAUGACCCUUGACCUCUGUAGGGGCAGGAAUACACAGAGCGUUUAAAUUGCCCCCACCCCUUCUCCCCCUCAGUGUUUUCCUGCCCCUACGGAUUAAGCACGCAGAGAGAGUCCUCCCUGUUGGGAGGUGAAGAUCAGGAAGAUUUUACCUUCAUCUCCUGCUGCCUUCCCGUGGCAAGGCCUAUGGCUUGACAACGUGGAUGCUUGCCCUGGCUUGUGCUGGGACCCACGCUCCGUCUUAGAUCACGGUCUUCCUUCCACUACAUAUCGGAAGCAGACCGCUGACGCUGGAUCCACAUGGGGUCCCUUUGAUUUGACGGCGGAACCAGUGCGCAUUGAACAGGGAAGUGCUUGUGGAUGACGUCCGAUGCCAGGAAGCAUUUUAAAAAAGUGGCGCUCAUGCAGCAUAAGGCUGGUCAUCACCGCCACUAUGACAAAUCCCGAGACUACAACUUCCCGUCAGGAGAUUUCGGACCCCUCUCCGCUGCUCCUACCAUGAGUUCCCCAAAGGGAAGUAUGUUAUCCUUAUGUUUAAUAACAUAAUACUCAAACUGAUAAUUGGUUGCUCUUCUUCUGUUCCUUAGGGAGCAAGAUAUACUAAAUCUAAGUCGAGAUCUCUAAAGUGCUCUAUCUGUGCCAAGAGACUGCCUGAUAACUAUAAAAAGAAGUUGUGCAAGGGAUGCUUUCUGACGUCUUAAAAAAGGAGCAACCAUCUAUCCUUUCCGAGAUGAAAUCUUUUAUUCAGGAUGAGAUUACAUCCUCCCUAGCAUCUCUUACUACUCCUAGUACUCCUCUCCUGCCUGCCCAAAAACCGAGACUAUCCAUUCAAUCCUCCUCUGAUGCUGAGGACAUUGAUGAGGAUACCUCUAGACGAGUGCUUGAAGAAGAACUCUCAGAGGGUGAAAUUGUAGAGGACGAUAAAAAGUACCACUUUUCCUCGGAUGAAAUGGAAGAUUUAUUGAAAGCAGUUAGAUCCACUAUGGGCAUAGAGGAUACUCCCAAGCCGCGUAAGGUUCAGGAUGAAAUGUUUGGGGGUUUACGUAUUCCCCAUUAAUGAGAAUAUCAAAGAGAUAAUGGAUGAGUGUAUUGAACCUGAGAAAAGACCAGGGGUGUCCAGAGAAUUCAGGAAUAGAUUCGUUUUUGAUCAAGCUGAAUGGAAAUUUUUUUUUAUGAGAUACCGAAAAUUGAUAUUCAGGUGGCAAAGGUAGUAAAAAAGAUGGCCUUACCCUUUGAGGAUUCGUCACAAUUAAGCGAUCCAAUGGAACGCAAAGCUGAUCCUCUAUUAAAGCCUGGGAGGCAGCUGUUGGGCAAAAUACAUCAUCACGGCUACAUCUGUGGCAAGAGCUAUGUACUUCUGGUUAUCUGACUUACAGGAACACCUAAAGAACAAAACUCCAAGGGAGGAUAUCAUAAAUUCCCUACCGCCAUUAAAAUCAGCAAUUGCUUUUCUGGCCGAUGCCUCGGCAGAAUCGGUACAUUUUACCGCGAAAGAUGCAGGUCUUUCCAAUGCAUCCAAAAGGGCUUUAUGGAUGAAAGCAUGGUGUGGGAUAAAGACUCCAAGACUAAACUAUGUUCUAUUGCCUUCUUGGGGGAGUUCGUUUUUGGUCCAGUAUUGGAUAAGAUACUGGAGAAAGCGGGUGACAAAAAGAAAUGGUUUCCGGAGGUAAAAGAAAUAAAAAAAGAGGCCCUUUCGUCAAUUCCCUUCACAAUAUAGACCCUACAGGGGUAAGUGUAAAUUGGGCCGCUGGAGCUACCCAAAAGGCGGAAGGGGGAGAGAAUUCAUCCUUAAUCCCCAAAAUAAACAGAACAACAGACAAUGACGCCAGAGUGGGAGGCAGAUUGAAGAAUUUUCUAAACUGGUGAAAUCAGGUUACGUCAAAUCCAUGGGCAUUAAACAUCAUAGCCCAGGGAUACAGAAUAGAAUUUUCUUCAAUGCCUCCAGAAAGAUUUUCAGUUUCCACCCACAACAGGGGUAUACGGGAAAAAAAUUGGCAGAGAGUUCAAGGUUUAUACUCCGCCCUCUUUCUAGUCAAAAAACCAGACAACGGCUUCCGCACAAUAAUAAAUCUAAAACCUUUGAACAGAUCUAUAGUGUACAGGAGAUUCAAGAUGGAGUCAAUCGCCUCCACUGAUUCCAAAGGUUGCCUUUAUGACUUCAGUAGUGAAGCGUACAUAUUAGUCAUCAAAAGUGACAGGUGCCACCUCCUUCAUUUAGAAUACGCCCCCAGCUGCCAAAACCCCACUCGUCAACACCCCCUUUUCGUCCUCUUGACAGGUCCCCCUUCGCCCCCUCCCAAAUCUGAAUAAUGCAUGCCUGGACAUGUCUAGAGAGCAGUUCACCAUACCCCUUAAUGUCAGUAUACAAAUUGAGCACAAACAAAAACGCUGCAUUUUAAAAAGUUUGAGCAGAUAAACAACGUACAGAAAUUGGAGGCAGUGGCGUCUCUCUCAGUCUAUUAUCAGCCCAGAUCAACCAGCAGACUCACAAGAUACUUGUCAAGUUUACACACAACCUCGCGGCAGAUCAUCAAUAAAUCUAAGUAGUUUUUUAUCAUGCAUUUUUUAUGUAUCAUUUUAUGGCUAUUGAUUUAUAUUUGUUUUUCAGUGUUUUGUGUACACAAAAUUGGUUAGCAAAUUUGUAAACAUUUAUUUUAUUAUCUCUUUAUUUAUAUUUUGCGAGAGCCUGUGACCCCAUACUAUACAGUUUAACUUAAAUUUGACAAUCUUUUAGUAGAGCUUAAAAUUUGUAUAGUAUAAGGCAUACAUGUAUUUUCCUGCACUGGAAAUGUAUUGAAACAUAGCGUUUAGCGUUGUUAUCCUAUAUUUCGUAAUCCGCUGUGGUAUUAUCAAAUAACUGCACAUGUGCUAAUUGUUUUACUUUCGGUAAUAUUUGAAAGUUAACUUGUGAUGUGAGCACUGUAGUAAACCUAU